AUGGCCCUCCGUGCAAAGAUACCCAGCGGAUACUGGUACUUUUGCACGGUCGUCGACCCGCUUCUGUCGCUUUCUGCUGUCAUUCUCACCUACUUCAAUCCGCCAACCUUCAUGGAUGCCGGCUUUGCGCGAGACUCGCCGUAUGCAAAGAUUACGCCAAGUCACCAAUUCCUGCUGCACCAAUUCGGCGGAGCGUUCGCGGCUUGGAUAUUCCUUAUGCUCACGAUGCUGCGCGAAACCAAUGAUAUGAAAGUCUGGACUAGAUUUCAGAGUGCGCUGGCUAUUACCGAUGUGGCGGUAUUGUUUAGCCACUGGAAGGCACUUGAGGCGCAGGGGCGAUUAGGUUUUGGGAAAUUGAGGUUCGAGGAGAGCAGCAAUGUGCUGUUGCUCCUCGCUAUUUUGCUGAUCAGAAUUGGAUUCGUUGCUGGAUGGGGAUUCCCGAAAGGUGGUGCGGCGCAAAAGAGGGCAUGA
Parastagonospora nodorum SN15 is the source of this 471-nucleotide messenger RNA. RefSeq lists its product as hypothetical. The transcript has a single exon. The record is from RefSeq and is a predicted model, not a curated record. Bases 1 to 471 code for a protein of 156 amino acids. Lineage: Eukaryota; Fungi; Ascomycota; Dothideomycetes; Pleosporales; Phaeosphaeriaceae.